CGCGUGACUCGGCGACGGCGGUGGCGGGAUGUGCUCGUCUUUGCUUCUUGUCCUUGGCCUGGCUUUGGUAUCGUCGGGGCAAAUCGCCUUCGGUGGUGAUGACAGGGGCAAGUCAUGCAAUGAUCCGGAGAACAAUCCGGGAGUGUGCGGCUUCUUGAACGAGUGUCCAGCACUGCAAGAGGCACUCAGAAACAGGAACAUCCCCCUCCUGCGCAAGGCGCUGUGCGGCACGGCUGGAACAACCAAACUGGUGUGCUGCGGCGAACAGAAGCUGUGUGGGCGCUUCGUCUCGCCACGUGGAUGUGGUCUGUCCUCCUUCAAACCCCCGCGCGUCGUCAACGGCAUUCCGGUGGAUAGAGUGACCGACUUCCCCUGGAUGGCGCUGCUCCAAUACUCGUCUGAGCCGAUCAACCGGUGCGGAGGCGCCAUCAUCAACGACCGCUGGAUACUCACAGCCGCGCACUGCAUCAAUAGCGCCGGACCAGUGAAGGUGCUACUGGGCGACUUGAACCUUGCCACCACCACGGAAGAAAGCACCCAGUACCCGCCCAGAGUGUACAAUGUGGAAAAAGCCAUAAAGCAUCCGGAAUAUAAAAGGGUUUUCAGAGGAAACGGCCAAGGAUUGUUCAAUGACAUUGCCCUCGUCAAGCUUACGGAGCGCAUCUCGAUAUCCCCCGUGAUGAAGCCGCUGUGCAUCCCCGAUUCCUCCCGCCCCGCCUCCGACCUGGACAACCAGCAGGCCUACGUCGCCGGCUGGGGCGCGACCGAGUUCGCUGGGCCCACCGAGGCCUUGAUGCAGUGGGCCCGGAUCAACGUCACGCGCCACGCUCAGUGCCAGGACACGUACUCCCGCCAGAACAUGGCCGUGGACAACACGCAAAUCUGCGCCAACGGCGAGAACGACCUCGGCGGAGUCGACACCUGCAGGGGCGACAGUGGGGGUCCUCUGAUGGAGCGUCGGAACCACAGGAACCGGCAAAUCUGGUACGCCGCGGGCGUCGUCUCCUUCGGCUCCGGCUGCGGUAACGUCAACUUCCCGGGUGUCUACACCCAUGUGGAGAGCUUUCUCGACUGGAUCGGCUGCACGGUGGCGAAGAACUGACCACCUGACGAUAGGGUGGCGGGGGGGGGGGGGGGGGGGCGUCGGCAGGAGCAGUGCUGCGAUGAAGCGUGAUGCGGCGCUGGAACGUCCCUGUUCAGUGCGGAGGCAUCCUCGUGCGGCGAUGUAGCGUGCUUCUAUUAAUGCUUGAGAGUCUCUAUGCGAUGUCGAAGUGUCACUGUGUGUAAUAUUUAGGAGUUCUUGUGAGAUGCAAAGAGCACCUGUGCAUUCGGCGUCUUUGUGUUUCUCGAGCGCCCUGUGUUUUCUAAGCGUCUUUGUGCCACUGAAUCAUGUCCGUGUUUCUGAAAUGUGCCUGCAUGUAGAAUGUGAUGUGACCAGGAUGGAGGCCGUAACUUGGCGUCUUUUGAGAACGCCACCGAGUGCUCCAGAGGCUGUGGGCUGCUGUCACCUAACACAGAAUUUCUUUGCUUUGCUUGGUAUUGUAGAAGGACUAGUCGGCAGCAUCGAUGCUUCCCUCCGGGGGUUUGGGCGCGCUGCUUUUUUAUCUGGCUUAAUCUGCAAUCGCCUUACGCUGCCUUAUCUGACAAAUACACGCUUCAUUUUAAGAU
This is a messenger RNA of Pollicipes pollicipes, 1668 nucleotides long. RefSeq names its product CLIP domain-containing serine protease 14D. The record is from RefSeq and is a predicted model, not a curated record. Gene Ontology annotation, molecular function: serine-type endopeptidase activity. Gene Ontology annotation, biological process: proteolysis. Lineage: Eukaryota; Metazoa; Arthropoda; Thecostraca; Pollicipedomorpha; Pollicipedidae. The coding region runs from base 29 to 1102 and encodes 357 amino acids. The transcript has 7 exons.